GUGGGGGCAGAGAGAUCUCAGAGGCUCUCAGCAUCUCCCGCUUACGUCCUCUGAUUCCCCAGGUUUAUUCCCUUCUCUCAUUUUCCUUUAUAUUUCCACGUCUUCCGCUCUCUCCCUUUCAUAAUUUUCUCUUCCAAACCAAAUUUUCCUGAGAAAAUCUUUGCAUUAUCUACCCACUACCCAAUCAAACUAUGACAGCUUCUUGUUGCGAGAAUUCUGUGGACAGCAAAUGUUCUCUUGUUGGACUUGCUCCACUUGAAGCUGUACUAUUUGAUAUAGAUGGAACUCUGUGUGAUUCAGAUCCACUUCAUCAUCAAGCCUUCAGAGAAAUGCUUCAAGAGAUUGGUUUCAAUGGAGGUGUUCCAAUUAAUGAGGAGUUCUUUAUUGAGAAUAUUGCUGGCAAGCAUAAUGAUGAUAUUGCUGCACGACUCUUUCCUGAUGAUCUCCAACGAGGCUUAAAGUUUGUCGACGUAAAGGAAGCCUUGUUUCGUAGAUUGGCAAAAGAACAAUUGAAGGCUAUUGAUGGCCUUUACAAAUUGAAGAAAUGGAUUGAAGACCGUGGAUUGAAACGAGCUGCAGUUACAAACGCUCCAAGAGAAAAUGCAGAACUCAUGGUAUCAAUUCUUGGGCUUUCAGAUUUUUUUGAAGUUGUAAUUGUUGGAAGCGAAUGCGAGCAUGCCAAGCCACAUCCAGAUCCCUACUUGAAGGCUCUUCAAAUGCUCAAUGUAUCAAAAGAGCACACAUUCAUAUUCGAGGAUUCUGUCUCUGGGAUAAAAGCUGGAGUAGCAGCUGGAAUGCCAGUCAUUGGUUUAUCAACCAGAAAUCCAGAAAAUUUACUGAUGGAAGCAAAACCCAUUUUCCUUAUAAAGGAUUAUGCUGAUCCAAAGUUGUGGGCUGCGUUAGAAGAGCUUGAUAAGAAGGAAGGUAGAGGUAAAAAUGAAGCUUGAGAAAUUACCUUUCAUCUCAGUAAAAAUGAUGGGAAAAGUCUGUGGUAAACUGUCAGAUUUGAAUAAUUCUUUGAGGAAUGUUUUGAUCCUCGCACCUUUGCCUAAUACGUAAUAUUACAUGAAAUUUAGAUCCUCCAUUUGUAAGUGAAAAUGGCCAAGUCCAUUUCGUUAAAUAUCAAGUACACCGUAGAAAUCAUAAUUACUUGGUUUAUGCUUUUAUUUCUUGCUCUUUCCUGUUGUAUUAUUAUUAUUUUUUAUAUGGCAUGACAUCAUUCUCGAAUAAUAGAAUUAAACCGAGCUUCUAAAGACA
Messenger RNA from Ziziphus jujuba (common jujube), 1257 nucleotides. RefSeq names its product haloacid dehalogenase-like hydrolase domain-containing protein Sgpp. The record is from RefSeq and is a predicted model, not a curated record. The coding region runs from base 192 to 947 and encodes 251 amino acids. The transcript has 5 exons. NCBI's taxonomy places the organism in Eukaryota, Viridiplantae, Streptophyta, Magnoliopsida, Rosales, Rhamnaceae.